AAUGAUUCGUGUUAUUUGACGUGUCACAUUUGACAUUCUCCUAGUUUGUUUUUCGAAUCCAAAUUAGAAGUCAUAGCAUGCAGACCGAUUAAAAAUGUUACCUAAAUUAUGCUAAAUUACAUAGAACCAGUUGGCGGUAGAAAAUCAGCCCAAGAGCACAUAAAAUCCCUGGGCUACCGAUUCAUUGCUCGGUUGGGCGAAGGAACUUUCUCUAAAGUCUAUCUAACAGAAUACGCCCCAGCGAACGUCACUACCACUAAGAAACUAGCGUGCAAGCUAAUCGACACCGCCGCAUGUAGCACCAAAUUCAAGAAAAAGUUUCUCCCCCGCGAGUUGGCAAUCCUGUUGAAGAUUCAGCAUCCCCACAUCAUCCGGGUUCACGCCAUUAUGAAGUGCCACUCGAAGGUAUUCAUUUUUAUGCGAUACGCCGAAAUUGGCGAUCUCCUUACAUUCAUCCUGGCGCAUGGACCCAUCGGGGAGAAUCAGACUCGAAUCUGGGGUAGACAGAUGGCGCUGGCGUUGCAGUACCUGCACGAACUUGGAGUCGCACAUCGAGAUCUGAAGUGCGAGAACAUUCUAAUUAGCACGAAUUUCAACGUCAAGCUGAGUGAUUUUGGAUUCGCCCGGCAUGUUAUGAAGGAUGGUGCGGCGGAAUUGAGCAGCACCUAUUGUGGGUCAUUCGAUUACGCUGCCCCAGAGAUUCUGAAGGGACAACCGUAUGACCCGAGGGCUUCCGAUAUGUGGGCGUACGGUGUGCUGUUGUAUGUGAUGUUGAACAAGUCAAUGCCGUUCAAGGGGCGUACGAAAGUGGUGUAUGCGGCCCAAAUGGAUAGAAAGUGGCAGUUUCGGUCCAGAGUUCGUAAUAAGUUGUCUUCCCAAGUGAAGGUGCUGGUUGGCAGUCUGCUGGAACCGAACCCAAUUAUUCGGUACUCGGUGGAAGAAACAUUAACCUAUGACUGGUUUACGGAUCACCCAAAAAUGAGAAACUUGCGUCCGGAUGAGUCCAGUGCAUUGGCAGAAGCACGGUCGUGUUACAAAGAUUCCAGAGAUGUUCUGCAUGUGAAAUCGAAGCUGAAGGUGUCCGGUAGUGAUGUGAUAACGACCAUCAAAGCUGUAGACGAGACGGAAGCCGGGGAACAUGGAUCCAGUGAGUCGGUGAAGGUGUCUUUCAUUGAACUGGAUCAUGAUGUAUCAGGUGAUAUUUUUGCCAACGAUAAGUAGUUGAUUAGGAAGAUUUAUUUGAAAAUAUAAACACA
Messenger RNA from Armigeres subalbatus, 1256 nucleotides. Its product is annotated as testis-specific serine/threonine-protein kinase 3-like. Bases 109 to 1221 code for a protein of 370 amino acids. Gene Ontology annotation, biological process: intracellular signal transduction; protein phosphorylation. Gene Ontology annotation, cellular component: cytoplasm. NCBI's taxonomy places the organism in Eukaryota, Metazoa, Arthropoda, Insecta, Diptera, Culicidae. The record is from RefSeq and is a predicted model, not a curated record. Gene Ontology annotation, molecular function: protein serine/threonine kinase activity; ATP binding. The transcript has 2 exons.